AUGCUUGUGCAGGACUUCGGUCGUCGAUUUGGUCGCUGGGGUGCCGCUGCUUGCCCCGACCUGAAAGACAUCAUUGCAGAUGUGGAAUCUGGCGCCAAAGUAGCCAGCGGAGGCAAGAGUGGCACCUCGCCACUCCGAUCUUCAAAAUUUGUUGUGAAGUUGAUCGACCCCAUUGAGCACAAAAUGCUGCAUCACUUGCUGCACAAGUUGAAAGGGUCCAGGCAUUUUGAGCACCAAGCAGUCGCUAAUCCCUUGAACACCAGGGACGAAAAUGGAAAUUGA
This is a messenger RNA of Durusdinium trenchii, 282 nucleotides long. The record is from the annotation of a GenBank genome assembly. Lineage: Eukaryota; Dinophyceae; Suessiales; Symbiodiniaceae.